CCGGGUUGCUCGUCUUCCUCCGCGCCUGCGCUGUGGGCCGAGGCGAGAUGGCGGGGAGUGGCUGUUGGUUGCGCUCCUUUAGCAGGGGUGUAAGGAAGAGCCUGCAGCCGCCGGGGAGUUCGGCCUGUGUGAGGGCUGCCUCCAGUAUUUCUAAGGACAUGCUGCCGGGUCCAUAUCCCAGAACACCAGAGGAAAGAGUGCAAGCAGCUAAAAAGUACAAUAUGAGGGUGGAAGAUUAUGAGCCUUAUCCUAAUGAUGGAAUGGGAUUUGGUGACUACCCAAAACUACCGAAUCGGUCGCAGCAAGAGCGAGAUCCGUGGUACACCUGGGAUGAGCCUGACCUGCGAAGAAACUGGGGUGAACCGAUGCACUGGGAUUUUGACAUGUUCAUUAGGAAUCGUGUGGACACCUCUCCAAGUCCUGUGGACUGGAGUACUAUGGUCAAAACCUUGGGUGGCUUUGUAGGCUUGAUGCUGUUCAUGUUCUUUGUUGGAGAGGUAUUUCCUUCAUAUCAGCCCGUGGCUCCUAAACAGUAUCCCUACAAUAAUCUGUACCUGGAGAAUGGAGGAGCACCUGACAAAGAGCAGCCAGAAGUGCACAAUUAUAAAAUAUGACCAGUUUUCCUUGUCUGAUUGUAAGGUGCAGAUCAUUUUGGAAAUGGUCUCUUAUUCUGUACAGUGAAUAAUUUUUAAGGUAUGAAUAAUAACUGAAUAAUAAAAUGAUUGCCAUCCUA
Molecule: messenger RNA, 733 nt
Organism: Carcharodon carcharias (great white shark)
Lineage: Eukaryota; Metazoa; Chordata; Chondrichthyes; Lamniformes; Lamnidae
Gene: ndufb8
Product: NADH:ubiquinone oxidoreductase subunit B8
Exons: 5
Coding region: 48-614 (188 amino acids)
Biological process (GO): mitochondrial electron transport, NADH to ubiquinone
Cellular component (GO): mitochondrion
Source: RefSeq, a predicted model, not a curated record